AUGGCGACGAUGACGGGCCAUGACGAGAUCUUUGGCCUCUACGAAGACAGCGCGAGCUGUGGCGGCGACAUCUCGCUCGAGGCGGUCUCGGCCUUUCUAGCGCCCACCGUCGACUUUGGCGACCACACGUCGUCGUCCGAUGCGUCGUCGUCGCCGACGCGCAAGCGCCCGUACCAGCGCCCGAAGCAAGAGCUCGAGUACCUCCGCAUCAAGCACGAGACGCUCGUCCAAAAGUUACAGUCGCUCCAACCGCAGCUCGCGACUUCCGAAGACGCGCAGCCGUGGAAGAUCCGGGCCAUUGAGCAAGCACAGUCGGUGCAGCGCUCGCUGCAAGAGAACGCGCGGCUCAAGGAGAUGGUCACGGACCAGAUCCAAGUCAUCCAGGCGCUCGAAAAGGUACUGACAAAGCGGCCCAAGUUUGGCACGUUUCCGCCGUCCGAUGUCGCAUGGAAGCAAGCGAUUUUGGGCGACACGAACCGCGAGGACGAUCUGGAAGCGCUCUUGCAGCACCAGUACGACAAACUCAACAGCGAGUGGAUCCGGUACGGCCUCCACGAUGCGCGCGACCGCCGCCUUCGCAUGCGCAAGGCGUUCGUACAAAGCGGAAGCGGCGAUACUGGCGACGAUGCCAUCAUCUUUCUUGGUGCCAAGACCAUGCCGCUCGACGUUGAAACACUGAGCGACGUGGUGUGGACCCACAAGUCGAAUCCUGUCAGUGACACGACCACCGUGCUUCAAGUAUUUCAUCCCGAUCUGGUCUACAUUCGCGAAGACAUUAUUCUGCCCGACCCGUCCAUGCCGGUGCUCGAAGCCCACAUUGCGAUGCGUCGCUACGUCGAGAAGGACCGUGUUGUGACCGUGUGGCGCUCGAUCAUUGAAGACAAGCUCCAUCCCCACAAAGACGGCCAUUUGAUUUGCAAGCGCGAGGGCUGGUCGGUGCUUCACGCAGACGACGACGACAGCAGCGAGUCCAGCUUGCAAAUGUGCAUGCGCUUGCACAUGCCCAUCUUCCCGCCAGCACUGCAGUCGAUCCAGCCCGCAGUCGGCACACUCACCGAACUCCUCGUGCAAGCCGCCGAGGCCAACCGCGAUCGGUUCGGCUGCAUGCUCCAUCGCGCGAUCGUGAAUCACCAGCAACGACGAGCAGAACACGAAGCCUAG
Molecule: messenger RNA, 1161 nt
Organism: Saprolegnia diclina VS20
Lineage: Eukaryota; Oomycota; Saprolegniomycetes; Saprolegniales; Saprolegniaceae
Exons: 4
Coding region: 1-1161 (386 amino acids)
Source: RefSeq, a predicted model, not a curated record